ACGAUUAAUGAGCCAAUGAUGUUGCUUUUGGAUUCAAACGGGAUUUAUUACUUGGAUAAAAAUGUACACUUUUUUGGUAUUCAUUGUUUCCCUUUUUUUCUUCUAUCAUUUCUUUUUAUAAAUUAUGCUUGAUAAAAACACUUGGUCUACUUGUUCCGAUUUUGGUACGCGAUUUAGAUCAUGUAAAGAUGAUACAGAUUUGAUGUCCACAUUGAUUCAUCGUCAACAAUUAGAACAAGUGUUUUGUAAUGAUUUCAUUUGUUGUAAUCAAUAUUGGACUGAUUUACAUAGUUUAUUACAACAUUGUGAAGAUUGUCAUGCUAAUCGAGAUAUUAUGAUGAUGAUGAAUAAUUAUGAUGAUCGUACUACUUUAUAUGAUGUACCCGAACAUGAUGAUGAUGAUGAUGAUGAUGAUGAAGAUGAAGAUGAUGAUGAUGAACUUUUGACACCACUCUCACCUGUUGUUUCAGAUUCACCAUUAUUAUCACAACAUCUCACCAACCUAAGUGCAUUAGAAAAUUCUCAACACCAAUCAUCAUUGAUGCGACCUUGUGAAACACAAGAAGAAUAUGGGUAUGAAAAAAUCAAAGAAUGGAUGCAACAAGCUCAAUCAUUACCUGGGGUAGAAGAACAAGAGGAUGAAUCUCAUCGACCUUAUCGUUGUCGAGUACCAGGAUGUGAUAAAGCAUAUAAAAAUGCAAAUGGAUUAAAAUAUCACAAAGCACAUGGUCAUGAUAAACAAAAUGAAAAUAUAGAAGAAACAUUACAAAAACCUUAUCUAUGUUCCUUAGGUCGUUGUAGAAAACGAUAUAAAAAUCUCAAUGGUUUGAAAUAUCAUAUUCAACAUGGUCAUUUUAAACAUCGAAGACCUUCUUUCUCUUCAUCCUCUUCUCCAGUACCUUCUAUGUUUCCUUCAAUACCAUUUCCUGUACUUUGAUUGUAAAUAAAUAAAACCCUUUUUGACAUUGAUGUUUCACUUUAUAUACUAC
Halteromyces radiatus is the source of this 989-nucleotide messenger RNA. RefSeq lists its product as uncharacterized. The transcript is spliced from 3 exons. Gene Ontology annotation, cellular component: nucleus. NCBI's taxonomy places the organism in Eukaryota, Fungi, Mucoromycota, Mucoromycetes, Mucorales, Cunninghamellaceae. The coding region runs from base 125 to 937 and encodes 270 amino acids. The record is from RefSeq and is a predicted model, not a curated record.